This is a messenger RNA of Musca vetustissima, 1772 nucleotides long. Its product is annotated as esterase B1-like. The record is from RefSeq and is a predicted model, not a curated record. NCBI's taxonomy places the organism in Eukaryota, Metazoa, Arthropoda, Insecta, Diptera, Muscidae. The transcript is spliced from 4 exons. Bases 75 to 1772 code for a protein of 565 amino acids.
UUUGUUGUCUCAUCCAAACUAAAAACCCAUCAAACCGGAGUGAAGCUACAACGUGAAAUUACAACAAUAACAACAUGAGCCACAUAUCGCUAUGGGAUAUAGUGAAAUUUACAGUAAAAGGUUUGGACUACAAGUUCGAACAGUAUCGGCUGAAUACGGGUGCAACGGUUACCACAAAAAUUGCCAAGGGCGAGGUUAAGGGUGCGAAGCGUAUGUCAGUAUGGGGUAAUUCAUACUACAGUUUCGAGGGUAUACCAUUUGCCAAGCCCCCAUUAGGUGAAUUACGUUUUAAGGCCCCCGUUGAGGAAGAUCCAUGGGAUGGUGUCUUGGAUUGCACGGGCCCAGCUGCGGUGCCUUUCCAAGGCAAUAUGAUUUUUAAGAAGUAUAAGGGUUCUGAAGAUUGUCUUUAUUUGAAUGUGUUUACCAAUAAUAUCACUCCUUCCACCCCACGACCAGUCAUGGUUUGGAUUUAUGGUGGUGGUUUCCAAUUGGGUGAAGCCACUCGUGACAUGUACAGUCCGGAUUAUUUCAUGUCCAAAGAUGUUGUCCUGGUGACCAUAGCCUAUCGUUUGGGUCCAUUCGGUUUCUUAAGCUUAGAUGACCCCAAUGUAGAUGUACCCGGUAAUGCUGGUAUUAAAGAUCAGAUAAUGGCCUUGAAAUGGGUGCAGAAAAACAUUUCGGCCUUUGGUGGAGAUCCCAAUAAUGUCACCCUGUUUGGAGAGAGUGCCGGUGGCACUUCCACACAUUUGUGUAUGGUCAGUGAGCAGUCAAAGGGAUUAAUACACAAAGCCAUUACCAUGUCAGGUUCUAUGCUGUGCCCAUGGGCCAUACCACCCAAAAAUCAAUGGGCCUAUCGUUUGGCCAAAGCCUUGGGUUACGAGGGCGAGGAGAAAGAUUCGGAAAUUUAUCAAUUCCUAAAAACAGCUUCACCCAUUGAAAUACAAAAAGCAACUCCCACAAUUUUAAGCAAAGAAGAAAAACACAAUCGGGUGAUGUUUGCUUUUGGACCUGUCAUCGAGCCAUAUCGCACCAAAGACUGUAUUAUAGCUGACGAACCCCUUGAUCUCAUGAAAAAUACAUGGAGCAAUGACAUACCAAUGAUCUUGGGUGGCACCAGUUUUGAAGGUCUCCUCUUUUACCCUGAAGUAAUGAAACGGAAAGCAACCUUAGAUGAGGUGAAGGAUUGUGUCAAUCUAUUGCCACUUGAUUUGGGUAUCGAUAAACGCAGCACAAAGGCCCACGAAUUGGGAUUGAGUCUAAAGAAGGCUUACUUUGGCGAGGAAGAAUGCAGCAUAAACACCAUUAUGAAGUUUUUGGAGAUUUGUUCCUACAGAGAAUUCUGGCAUCCCAUAUAUCGCACAGCUCUAUAUCGCAUAAAAUAUGCCCGUGCCCCCACCUAUGUCUAUCGUUUCGAUUAUGACUCCGCCGAUUCAAAUGCCAUACGUCGCCUGUUGUGUGGUGAUGCAGUGCGUGGAGCUUGUCAUGGCGAUGACAUGGUUUAUUUGUUCCGUUUCAUGUUUUCACAUCGCAUGCCGCUCGAUUCACAGGAUUGUAAAGUCUCCAAGACCAUGAUUGAUAUAUGGACAAGUUUUGCCGCAACCAGUGAUCCAAAUUGUCCAUCCUUGGGUGAUAUCAAAUAUGAACCAUUGAAGCAGAAUACAACCACAAUUAAAUGUCUGAAUAUUUCCGAUAAACUUGACUUUAUUGAAUUACCCGAAUCGAAGAAAAUUGAAGGGGUAUGGAAUAGUUUUUAUCCCCAAGGAAAAUUAUAA